AUGUUUGGAUUUCCAUUUUCUGGCCCUUUUGGAGCUUUUCCUCAAUUCAUGGACGAAGAAAUGGAUUAAGAUUUUUAUGAGCAAUUUCCUUAGUAAGAAGAUGUAGAUAAUAAAGAACUCUAUGAAAUAUUAGAAAUUCCCCCUUAAUCAGAUAUAGCUACUGUUAAAUAGGCUUAUAAGACUUUAGCCAAGAAAUACCAUCCAGAUAGACCUGGAGGUAACUAGCAAAAAUUCUAAUUAAUCUAAAAGGCAAAUGAGGUCCUUUCUGACCCUGAAAAAAAAAAGAUUUAUGAUAAAUAGGGAAAACAGGGAUUGUUAAGAAAAUUGAAUGUCAAGAAUUAAUAAUUUAAAAAAUGCGAUCCUUUUAAACUAGAGCAUAAGAUUACAUUGAAGGAUGUUUAUCAAGGGGCAUAUCAUAAAAAAACAUUAACUAACGUCUAGAGAACAUGUGAAAGUUGUCAAGGUUAAGGAGGAUAAUAACCUAGCAAUUGCAAAUCAUGCAAAGGAUAAAAAAUUGUAUAAAUGCUUGUCUAAGUUUAACCUGGAUUGAAUGUAGUAUAAUAAGCUCCUUGUCCAGAUUGCAAAGGAAAAGGGUAGAUCUUUUUAAAAGAAAAUGAAUGUAAAUAAUGUAAAGGGGCAGGAAGAAUAGAUGGAGAAGUAGAAAUUGAAAUUCCUAUAGAGAAAGGUGUUCCAGACGAAUAUUGUGUUAAAUUAUAUGGCAAAGGAAACUAGAAACCUGGAUAUGAGAAUGGAGAUGUUUAUGUUUAUUUGCAAAUUGAGCAACAUCCAUAGUAUAUAAGAAAGGGAACAGAUCUAUUCUAUUAGAAAACAAUCUCACUUAAGGAAUCUCUGACAGGGUUAAAUUUAGAAUUAGAAACCUUGGAUGAUAAAAUAAUAAAUGUGACAACAAAUUAGAUCAUAAAGCCGAACUCAAUAAUGACAGUAAAGGAGAAAGGAUUACCAACUUUUAAGGAUGAACUUCAUUUUGGAGAUUUACAUAUUUAGUUUAAUAUAGAAUUCCCUACAUAGUUAAAUUAAAACAUAAAAAAUCAAAUAGUCGAGAUAUUGCCAGGACCUAAUAGUACAAUGAAAAAUGGAAAUACUUAUAAAUUGGAGGAAUUUCAAUUGGGAGAAUUUGAAAAACAUUUAGCUAAAUAGGAAGAAAAUGAAGAGGACGAUCCAAAUCAAAUAGGAGUUGAAUGCUCAAUAUUUUGA
Molecule: messenger RNA, 1215 nt
Organism: Paramecium tetraurelia
Lineage: Eukaryota; Ciliophora; Oligohymenophorea; Peniculida; Parameciidae
Exons: 4
Biological process (GO): protein refolding
Cellular component (GO): cytoplasm; cytosol
Molecular function (GO): Hsp70 protein binding
Source: RefSeq, a predicted model, not a curated record